AUGAGUAUCAAGAGCAAUCAUGUUUUGGCCUCCUCUCCCUCCCCUUCUGUGGCUAUCUCAGUCGAACCUCCCAGAAUCAGAAGGCUUUAUCAACUUUGGAAAGGAAACAAUAAAUUUCUAUUUGGUGGAAGACUAGUCUUUGGUCAGGAUGCAUCAUCUCUUUUUUUGACGUCGUUCUUGAUCGGAGGUCCCGCAAUAACAUUCUGCAUAAGAAUGCUAUUCAUAAUCAAAGAUGAAGAUACUACUUUUAACCAUCUUGUACUUAUUGGAGGAUCGGUCCUCACAAUUUUGAAUUUUAUGUUUCUCUUCAUGACAUCUGGUAGAGAUCCAGGAAUCAUCCCUAGGAAUACACAUUUACCUGAAUCAGAGGAAUCCUUUUGCACAAAUACAUCAUCAAUGGAAUGGGUAAAUAAUAAAACCCCGAACCUCAAACUACCGAGAGUGAAAGAUGUGAUAGUUAAUGGCCAUACGGUGAAGGUGAAGUUCUGCGAUACUUGUUUGCUCUAUCGUCCACCACGCGCUUCGCAUUGCUCUAUUUGCAAUAACUGUGUUCAGAAGUUUGAUCAUCACUGCCCUUGGGUUGGUCAAUGUAUUGGAUUGCGUAACUAUCCAUUCUUCAUAUUGUUCAUAUCAUCAUCAACCUUGUUGUGCAUAUACGUCUUCUCGUUUUCUUGGGUUAACCUUCUUCGACAACAAGGUAGAUUGUGGGCAUCCAUGUCACAAGAUGCCCUAUCCGUUGCUCUCAUUGUAUAUUGCUUCAUAGCCGUUUGGUUUGUCGGUGGCCUAACCGUGUUCCAUCUUUACUUGAUUUCCACCAACCAAACAACUUAUGAGAAUUUCCGGUACCGCUACGAUAAGAAGGAGAAUCCAUAUACAAAGGGAAUAAUGGAAAACUUCAAAGAACUUUCUUGUUCCAAGAUACCAAAAACAAUGAUCAAUUUCAGAGAAUGGGUUGCAGAAGAGGAAGAUAUUCAAGACGAAUCCUUCACGUCAGAUCUUGAAAAAGGUUUUAUAAGCUCGAAACAAAAGUUUGACUUGGACAUGGGAGUAUACGGAAAGGACGGAAUGCGAGUUCCCGGUAUUUUACAGGAUUUGGAUUACAACGGCAUUGAGGAUCUAAAGAAAAAUAAGGCAGGAGCAAACGACACCGCAUUCAAUAUCUUUGUUCCUUCUGAUGAUCUAAAAUUUUCUCAAUGGAAAUCCAAAGUCGAAGUCAAUGAUCAAGAUGCGAAGAAAUAG
This is a messenger RNA of Lathyrus sativus (Indian pea), 1239 nucleotides long. NCBI's taxonomy places the organism in Eukaryota, Viridiplantae, Streptophyta, Magnoliopsida, Fabales, Fabaceae. The record is from the annotation of a GenBank genome assembly.